AUGAGCUCGCAAAGCCAUCCAGAUGGACUUUCUGGCCGAGACCAGCCGGUGGAGCUGCUCAACCCUGCCCGCGUGAACCACAUGCCCAGCACUGUGGACGUAGCCUCGGCCCUGCCUCUGCCGGUGGCCCCCCCGGGGGUGCCCAUGGACCUGCGCCUGGACCACCAGUUCCCGCUGCCCGUGGCGGAGCCGGGCCUCCGCGAGCAGCAGCUGCAGCAGGAGCUCCUGGCGCUCAAGCAGAAGCAGCAGCUGCAGAGACAGAUCCUCAUCGCCGAGUUCCAGAGACAGCACGAGCAGCUGUCGCGGCAGCACGAGGCCCAGCUACACGAGCACAUCAAGCACCAGCAGGAGCUGCUGGCCAUGAAGCACCAGCAGGAGCUGCUCGAGCACCAGCGGAAGCUGGAGAGGCACCGGCAGGAGCAGGAGCUGGAGAAGCAGCACCGAGAGCAGAAGCUGCAGCAGCUGAAGAACAAGGAGAAGGGCAAAGAGAGUGCUGUGGCCAGUACGGAAGUGAAGAUGAAGCUGCAGGAGUUUGUCCUCAAUAAAAAGAAGGCCCUGGCUCACCGGAACCUGAACCACUGCAUGUCCAGUGACCCUCGCUACUGGUACGGGAAGACGCAGCACAGCUCGCUGGACCAGAGCUCCCCGCCCCAGAGCGGGGCGUCGGCCUCCUACAACCACCCGGUCCUGGGCAUGUACGACGCCAAAGACGACUUCCCUCUCAGAAAGACAGCUUCUGAACCCAACCUGAAAUUACGCUCCAGGCUAAAGCAGAAAGUGGCUGAGAGACGGAGCAGCCCCCUGCUACGCAGGAAAGAUGGGCCAGUGGUCACAGCUCUGAAAAAGCGUCCCUUGGAUGUCACAGACUCAGCGUGCAGCAGUGCCCCGGGCUCCGCACCCAGCUCGCCCAACAACAGCUCCGGGAAUGUGAGCACGGAGAACGGGAUCGCGCCCGCCGUCCCCAGCAUCCCGGCCGAGACCAGCCUGGCUCACAGACUCGUGGCGCGAGAGGGCUCGGUCGGCCCGCUGCCCCUCUACACGUCGCCGUCGCUGCCCAACAUCACGCUGGGGCUGCCCGCCACCGGCCCCUCUGCGGGGGCUGCCGGCCAGCAGGAGGCCGAGAGACUGGCCCUCCCCGCCCUGCAGCAGCGCAUCUCCCUCUUCCCCGGCACCCACCUCGCCCCCUACCUGGGCGCGGCGCCCCUGGAGCGGGACACGGGGGCGGCCCCCAGCUCCCUCCUGCAGCACGUGGUCCUCCUGGAGCAGCCGCCCGCACAGACACCCCUCGUCACAGGCCUGGGCGCGCUGCCCCUGCACGCGCAGCCCCUGGUGGGGGCGGAGCGCGUGGCGCCCUCGGUGCACAAGUUGCGGCAGCACCGCCCGCUGGGCCGCACGCAGUCGGCGCCGCUGCCCCAGAGCGCGCAGGCGCUGCAGCACCUGGUCAUCCAGCAGCAGCACCAGCAGUUCCUGGAGAAGCACAAGCAGCACUUCCAGCAGCCUCAGCUGCACCUCAACAAGAUGAUCCCCAAACCCAGCGAGCCGGCCCGGCAGCCUGAGAGCCACCCCGAGGAGACGGAGGAGGAGCUGCGGGAGCACCAGGCGCUCCUGGAGGAGCCCUUCCUGGACCGGCUCCCGGGGCAGAAGGAGGCCCACGCGCUGGCCGGGGUGCAGGUGAAGCAGGAGCCCAUCGAGAGUGACGAUGAGGAGGCAGAGCCCCCGCGGGAGGCAGAGCCCGGCCAGCGGCCGCCCACGGAGCAGGAGCUGCUCUUCAGACAGCAAGCCCUCCUCCUGGAGCAGCAGCGGAUCCACCAGCUGAGGAACUACCAGGCGUCCAUGGAGGCCGCCGGCAUCCCGGUGUCCUUCGGCGGGCACCGGCCCCUGUCGCGGGCGCAGUCCUCCCCCGCGUCCGCCACCUUCCCCAUGUCCGUGCAGGAGCCCCCAGCCAAGCCGAGGUUCACCACAGGCCUCGUGUACGACACGCUGAUGCUGAAGCACCAAUGCACCUGCGGGAACACCAACAGCCACCCGGAGCACGCCGGGCGUAUCCAGAGCAUCUGGUCACGGCUGCAAGAGACCGGCCUCCGAGGCAAAUGCGAGUGCAUCCGCGGACGCAAGGCCACGCUGGAGGAGCUGCAGACAGUGCACUCGGAGACGCACGCCCUGCUCUAUGGCACGAACCCCCUCAACAGGCAGAAACUGGACAGUAAGAAACUUCUAGGCUCUCUAACGUCCGUGUUCGUCAGGCUGCCCUGCGGUGGUGUCGGGGUGGACAGUGACACCAUAUGGAACGAGGUGCACUCGUCGGGGGCCGCCCGCCUGGCCGUGGGCUGCGUGGUGGAGCUGGUCUUCAAGGUGGCCACAGGAGAGCUGAAGAACGGCUUUGCUGUGGUCCGCCCUCCAGGACACCACGCAGAGGAGAGCACGCCCAUGGGGUUCUGCUACUUCAACUCCGUGGCCAUCGCUGCCAAGCUUCUCCAGCAAAGGCUGAGCGUGAGCAAGACCCUCGUGGUGGACUGGGAUGUGCACCACGGGAACGGGACCCAGCAGGCCUUCUACGGCGACCCCCGCGUGCUCUACAUCUCCCUGCACCGCUACGAUGACGGCAACUUCUUCCCGGGCAGUGGCGCGCCCGACGAGGUGGGCACAGGCCCUGGCGUGGGCUUCAACGUCAACAUGGCUUUCACUGGCGGCCUGGACCCCCCCAUGGGAGACGCAGAGUACCUAGCAGCCUUCAGGACCGUGGUCAUGCCGAUCGCCAGCGAGUUCGCCCCAGACGUGGUGCUCGUGUCCUCGGGUUUCGACGCCGUGGAGGGCCACCCCACGCCCCUCGGAGGCUACAACCUCUCCGCCAAGUGUUUCGGGUACCUGACAAAGCAGCUGAUGGGCCUGGCCGGUGGCCGGGUCGUCCUGGCGCUGGAGGGAGGCCACGAUCUCACAGCCAUCUGCGACGCCUCGGAAGCCUGCGUCUCUGCCCUGCUGGGGAACGAGCUCGAUCCUCUCCCAGAAAAGGUCUUACAGCAGAGACCCAACGCCAACGCUGUGCGGUCGAUGGAGAAAGUCAUUGAAAUCCACAGCCAGUACUGGCGCUCCCUGCAGAGGCUCGCCUCCACCACCGGCUACUCCCUGGUCGAGGCCCAGAAGUGUGAGAACGAGGAAGCCGAGACUGUUACUGCCAUGGCCUCGCUGUCUGUGGCCGUGAAGGCCCCCGAGAAGAGCCCCGACGAGGAGCCCAUGGAAGAGGAGCCGCCCCUGUAG
Rangifer tarandus platyrhynchus (Svalbard reindeer) is the source of this 3255-nucleotide messenger RNA. The record is from the annotation of a GenBank genome assembly. Lineage: Eukaryota; Metazoa; Chordata; Mammalia; Artiodactyla; Cervidae.